UUAAAAGGAGUAAUUUCUGCUCUGAAUCAUUAUAAAUAACAAAUUGAAAUCUCUGUUUCAAGAGUAUGGAAAUGUUAUAAAAAGAAAGGUGUGUUACAAAGAGCACAGGUUUCAUUUCAAAAUUUAAAAAAAACAGCGCCGAGGACACAUGGAAAUGAUGCAGCUUAGGGCAACUAUUUUACUUUUAGUCGGUUUAUCGGAAUAUACACGUGCUUCAUCAUGUAACGGACAGGCACGUGAGCUCAUAGACAUCGGGAGAAGAGGACCUUCGUACGUUAUUACAUCGUCUUCGGAGCCUGCGAUAUCAGAUUCUACAUUGCCAGCAGGAUGGUACAUUGCUACGGACAAUGCUCAAGUCUACACACUGGUUAAUGAAACAGCACCUAAGUAUGCAUAUUGUGGAACGGAUAAUCCGAUAUAUGUCAUAGACAUGCCUGUAAAGCUGCAAGAAGGAAAAGAGGAGCCGCUCAUCGCAUGCCUAGUUGACUUUGACAGCAGUUGUAAAUAUCGUUAUAAUAUCAAAGUUCGUAAAUGUGGACGAGAAAUUCAGUAUUAUCUAAUUCCAACUGAUGGGACAAGCGCAUACUGUUUCGAGCCAUCUUCUAUAUCACUUGUUGAACCUGCACCUAAUUACACAAUUCCUGGCAACAUUCAAGUAAGCGUGGCACUGAUGUACAGACACGCGGAGCUGAGUUUAGAACCGGAACUUGACUUUAAAUGUAAUUUUGGAAGGGCAAGCAAUCUAUAUUAUUAUAGAGUGAGCUGGGUUAUUAACGGGCGAGUUAACAAGGAAUUUGUACCAGUGAAGAUAGAUAAGGCAGAUAGUACAAACAUUAAUGAGACAAUUCUUCGCAGUUUGGGGUUCAAUUUUGGAUUUUCUCUCCAAUGUGCAGUUAGAGUAGCAAGUACAACUACCGGAAAUCAAACAGUCCCACAAAUGAGCGAUACUUUCUACGCUGGUAUAAAGGUUCUUACGCCUCAAAUAAAAUUGUCCAGUGGAUCACGAGGUCGUAUUUCACUACAACCAACGAUCCCUCUUGGAUGUCGACGUGCAGAUGCUUUCCCAAGUGAUCGCCAGGAACCGUGUGCCAUUGAUAUUGAAAUGUUUGAUCCGAAUUCAAAGUACCAGUGUAAGGAUACCAUUGUGACAGCCCUCGAUAACCAGAAAUUAUGCGGCAGUACACUGACUGGGUGGCGGAAUACAAGUACUCAUGUUUGUAUACAUCAACACAAUGUUAACUACUGCAGCUACAAUAGAAUUAAACAAAGAUUACCAACCUUCUCGAUGGAUAUAACAGUGUCAAAUGAUCGACUUCAGUAUCCCAAAGACAAAACAUUUACCGUACAGUUGAAAACUGCAGAUAUCGGUCCACACCAAUUUUGGGAAAACGCCACUGUGGACCAUGUAACGGUAAUUUACACAGGUGGGAGUGAAAAUCUUGAAUGGAGAAACAACAAAUGUUCUCUUAUAAAUGACCCUAUCUUAAAUACAUUUGAUAGAGGGUUCCGGUAUUAUAUUAAAUCAUUUGCACAUUUUUUACUGUACAAAGACAAAACAUAUCAUACAGAAGUCCAAAUAGAAUCUCGUACAUGUGAUGCAGAUAGAUCAGCGUCAUGUACAUGUGCGGUUGCAAUUCAAGCGGGCGGCGAUGUGUUCGUAAUCAAUAUAUGUAACAAAGUUAAACGAGCAUCAUUCGUCCAUUGCCGGGGAAAUGUGCUUAACGUUAGAGAGAUAAAUAGCAACACUUAUGAGAUAUACCUUCCAACUGGUACAAAGAUUCAAAUACAUAUGAAGCGUUGGAGCAGGUCAAAUUUUCUUAACGUUAAUAUAUAUCCAUCUCCCUCUGAUGUCAGGAAUACUGAAGGGUUGUGUGGAAAUCUUAACGGGAUACCAGACGAAAUCGUUAACAGUGCAUAUGUUAGAAAAUGGCAGUUACAAGACAGUUUGAUAAACAAAGUGCCCCCAAAUCUUCCACCAACUUGGACGUACGAUCAUAACGUUUGCUUAUGUCCAAAUGAAACAUCGUCAGCAACACAGAAUGGUCAGAAAGAUUCUAGAGCAAUUUGCUUCUCUCAGCAGUAUGCUACAUGUACAGAAAACAUUCAACUUACAGGAGAAAAGAAAUCUUGCACAAUAAUAAAUAAGAGAUCUAUUGAAAGACAUCGAAGAAAUAUUGAGAGGUUGCUUGCCCUGUCAUUAUUAAGUGAGAAUUCAAAAAGCCGUGUUCGCAAGAGUACUACGAACUCACAUCUCACUGAAGAACAAGCAUACAGGGAGUGUCUGGAUGUAUUCAAAUCAAAACCUACAUACAACAUGAUAAGUGAUUUACCUAACAUAGCAUUGAAUGACUCGUUAUCAGCAUGUGUCAAUGAUAUGAUGGUUGACGGUCAAGAUUUCUGGAAAGAGGAAAGUUACAACAAUUGGGUCAGUGUUGUUACUCAAGAAAUAGGCCGAAACGGAACAUUCAGAAAAGAGAAAUCCGAGGUGGUCGGUAAAUUCAAAAGUGUUACUUGUCCAUCGCAAUGUAACGGUAAUGGGAACUGCAUAAAUGGAACAUGUGUAUGUAAAGACGAUUACGUUGGCGAUUCUUGUUUUGUAAAUAAAUCCGCGCCUUUAGAACUUACCGAUAUAGAAGGUGGAGGUGAAUGCGAUCUUGCUGACGGAGAUGAUUGUCAUGAUUGUCUUCAGUUUCACACCGAGAACCUCUUGAAAGGGUUCAAGUGCAGGAUUGAAACAGUUGAUCUUGAUGUUAACGGAACUGUUACCUACUCUGAAAAACACGAUCAUAGUGGAGAAUAUGAGAGCGUGUUCGAUGGAUACUGUUGUCCCUCGGCUGUAGAGAAAAGGAGAAAGAAAAGAGAUGUCAAAUCUAAUACGUUUACUGUUAGAUACUCUGUAUCUAUUAGCAACGAUGGAAUACACUACGGGCCAAGUAGAACUGUUCAUGUCUUUGAUUCGACAUGUCAAUCAUACGUCGUGAUGCCAACGGGCGACUUGCUAUUUAGUUUGAAGGCAGGAACAUGCUAUAUAAAAGGUCAGUGUUACAGGGACGGCGACCGAAGUCUAAUGAGUCCAUUUUUUAUAUGCUGCCCAUUUGUUACCAGCUACCAGUGGACAAAUCGGCAAGAUUGUAUACCACCAACCAGCAAUCAGGAAAAAGGCGGUGAAAGUAGCAAGUUUGAACUUGUAGCAGUGUCUGUAUCAGUGUCAGGGAUAUUGAUUGUUGCCUGUGUAGUGGUAUUUGCCAUUUGGACCUACAAAACUAAAAAACGGACUGUGUCUACAACAGGUGAGAAACCUCCAAAGUAUCCUGAUUAUACCGAGUUGGACUUCAGCAACCAACCUUACAAUAAGAAAUUCCAAAGCGGGGGAAAAGCAACAUUUCAACCUGGACAUAUAGACGUUUUCACUACCGAUUAUAGUCAGCAAAGAAAAUAUGACACUAAUACGAGGAAAUACGAACAGAACACAGAAUAGGGAAUUUAACGUAUAAUGCAUUCUUUAUCCUACCGUGAACUGAACUGCUAUAAUGAUGGUGUUAAUCAUUUCAUAUGAGUUAUAACUAAUCCUUACUUUAUAAAAUAAGGGUAUAUUAAGUCUCUAAUUAAAAGAAUAUAUGAAGCUCUAUUUUUGUUUAUUACUUCGUAAAACGCUUUAUUUAAAGAUCAUUUUUGUAUUUUCCAUGUUUCUAAAAGCAUAUCUUUGAUUUAAGUGACACUUUUGAAUUCGUAGAGAUAUUCUUUAGUAAACUAUACGUUAUGAUAUGUGUGUGAUACAGCACUGUAGCAUCGUUAUGUCUCUCUAUCUACCUUUCCUUCUCUUAAUAAUUGGCGUUUUUAUUUAACCAUAUUUUAUUACUCUUUUUGUUUUCAUAACAGUAUAUUUUCAUAAUAUUUAUUCAUUAGGUUAUAUGAGUUAUCUGCCCAGUCAUGAUUCAUAAAAAGUUUAGAAACUGAAACAAAAUUUAAAUUAUUAGUAAAAUCAGCAAGUUUUAGCUAUGAAGAAAAAUAUAGAGACAAAAAAAGAUUACACAUUAGUUAUAUUAUAUGUUUACCUUUAACGUUUUAAUCAUCUUUUUUUUAAAUAUUAUAUAUGACUUAUUUUCUGCGUGUCUUUCUAUAUAUGUCAAUCAAGGCUAUACAUUGCUUA
Ruditapes philippinarum (Manila clam) is the source of this 4150-nucleotide messenger RNA. Its product is annotated as von Willebrand factor D and EGF domain-containing protein-like. The transcript has 19 exons. Bases 149 to 3478 code for a protein of 1109 amino acids. Lineage: Eukaryota; Metazoa; Mollusca; Bivalvia; Venerida; Veneridae. The record is from RefSeq and is a predicted model, not a curated record.